Helianthus annuus (common sunflower) is the source of this 3662-nucleotide messenger RNA. Its product is annotated as pentatricopeptide repeat-containing protein At1g71210, mitochondrial. The coding region runs from base 605 to 3280 and encodes 891 amino acids. Gene Ontology annotation, molecular function: protein binding. The record is from RefSeq and is a predicted model, not a curated record. The transcript is spliced from 5 exons. NCBI's taxonomy places the organism in Eukaryota, Viridiplantae, Streptophyta, Magnoliopsida, Asterales, Asteraceae.
AAUUGAAGCAAGCCACGCUUCCGUGUGAAUCCCAGUCUAACCCUAAUUGCCCGAGACUACGCGUAACCGGAAAUCACCAAUCAUUUUUGUCGCCGGAAAACUUCACCUUUCUAUUAACAUUUGAGCUAUUGCUUCCACUGCUGUAUUAUUAUACCUAAUAAAAGAUAAGACCUAAUCUGUCUCUGAAUCCCUGAUACUCUCGCACAGCCGCAGAACCCUAAAUCGCAGUAGAGUAGGCAUUAUGAGCAGGGUUCUCUAGGUUUAGUGAACAACAACACUGAACAUCAUCAUUCAUCAGCGACGCCCCAAUCUCCACGUUCUCCGCUCCGCCACAAACCCCCCACCGGUACCGAUUUGUUAUCAAGAAUCGUGCUUGCAAGAAUCGUGAAGUGAAAUUGAAGAAUAGUGAUUUGUUCUCAGGAAAAACGGUUAUAUUGUUUUCAAGAAUCGUGCUUGCAAGAAGAGUAAAAAUGCUCAUAUUCUUGCUGUCACUGGCGAGGGCGGGAUUUGGCAAUCAGUCUUGGCACCAGUGAUACUGCGAUGCAUAAUAGCCUGAAGCUGCAAUGUUGACACAGUAGCUUUCAACAAGUCAAGAUUACAAAUUAUGGUAAGGCUAAGAUACCUGAAGCAAACUUCCAUCAGGGCUCUUUUAUCUCCUCUCAGUAGCAAUGAUGCCCUCUUCAGCUAUUCAACGAUAGCAGCAACCAAUGGCGUUCUUUUAAAUCCAAUAUAUUCAUCAUCCUAUUCAUUACCCGUCAAGAAAUUACACGCACAGGAUGUGGUCGUAACAUUCCAAGAAUGGUUCAAGUCUAGAGGCAAUCCUUUUCUCGACCGUAUACUUGAAAUAUUAUCAUCUCAAACCAACGUCACUGAAACUGAAGAUUUUGUUUCACAGCGUGAGGCAGCUGACGUAGCAUUAUCACGGCUUAAUCUUCGUCUUACGGAAUCACUCGUUCUUGAUGUGUUAUAUUACGGGAAAGAUGUUUUGUCUUGCUUAAAGUUCUUCGAUUGGGCGGGUCGCCAACCUGGGUUUCACCACACCCGCGCUACGUUUAACGCCAUUUUCAAGAUUCUUUCGAAAGCGAAGUUAAUGUCGUUGAUGUUGGAUUAUUUGGAUAACUAUGCUAAGCAUCGCGGCACUCAUAAGACGAGCUAUCAUAACAUUUUGGUGAUGGGUUAUGCUGUGGCGGGAAAACCCGAGAUAGCGCUCCAUCUGUUUGGCCGAAUGCGUUACCAGGGUGUUGAUUUAGAUGAUUUUGCGUAUCACGUGCUUUUAAACGGGUUGGUAGAGGAGAAUUGUUUCGAUGGAGUUGAGUCGAUUGCGAAACAGAUUAAGAUGCGUGGGUUUGAAUCAGACGUGACUCAUACGAUAUUGGUUAAGGGUUUUUGCAAGAAAAAGGAGUUUGAUAAAGCAGAAGUGUAUCUUCGUGGGGUGAUAGACAGUGGGGCCAAGUUAAAAACCGGUGGCCGCAUAGUUGGUGCUCUUGUUGACGGUUUAUGUAAAAACGAUCAGUUUGAUAAAGCUGGGAAACUGGUGGAUGAGUUUGGGGAAUUUCACGUCUACGAUAUAUGGAUUCGAGAGCUUGUGCGGGCCCGAAAGUUAGAUGGAGCUAUGGAAUUCUUGCAGAAGACAAACAACCCGGAAUUUGCUGUUCGCUACGUCCCGGAUGUUUUCCGUUACAACACAUUGAUAUUACGGCUUUUGAGAGAAAACCGUCUUGAGGAAGUGUGUGAUCUAAUAAUCGAGAUGCGGGAAAACAAUGUACCCCCAGAUGAGCUAACCAUGAAUAUCGUUUUGUGCUUUUUUUGCAAGGCGGGAUUGGUUGACGUUGCACUUAGACUAUAUGAUUCACGAGGGGAUAUCGGGUUAUCGUUAAGUAGUAUGACUCUUAAUUAUUUAAUGAACACUCUUUGCGGUGACGGAAGUGUUGUCGAUGCGUACCGCGUCUUAAAGAAUUCGCUCGAGCAAGGGUAUUUUCCGGGAAAAAUGACGUUUUCGAUCCUCGCUGAUGCUUUAUGCAAGCUGGAAAAGUUAGACAUGAUGAAUGAGUUGUUUCUUGUAGCGUUAGAGAACAAUAUUGUUUUAAGCGAUAGAGUUCAUGAAAAUUACAUUAACGCCCUUUGUAGGACCGGUAGGGUGGAGGAUGGGUUUUUUAUACACGGGGAGCUUAAUCGGCUUAAUAAAGUUACAUCCGGAUAUGCUUAUAGUAGCUUGAUAAACGGGUUUAUUAAGUCGAAUCGGGGAGAUAUUGCCACGAAACUACUAAUUGAAAUGCAAGAAAAAGGUCACACACCGUCCCGUAGGUUAUUCACAUUGGUUAUAAAAAGCGUAUGUGAGAUGGAGAAUCCCGAGAAACAAUUCCAAAAGUUGUUGGAAAUGCAGUUAUCUCUUCGCGAACUCGAUUGUGACGUUUUUAAUAUUUUCAUUGAAGGAGUCGGUCGUGCUAAGAAACCCGACCUCGCAAGACAAAUUUACGAGAUGAUGAAACGAAGCGGGAUUAAACCGAAUAUGAGGUCAGACCUUUUAUUGUUGAGAAGUUGUCUAGCAGGUGAUAAAGUAUCCGAGGCGCUAAAUUUGUAUUAUGAUAUCAUAAAGACAAGGAAACUAAGCAGGAAAAUAUUCAACGCGAUGGUUGUCGGUCUUUGCAAGUCAAACAAGCCCGGACUUGCGUUGGGAGUGUUUUCAGAAGUUAGAGAGAUGGAGAAGAAAAGUGUAAGACCGAGUCUCGAGUGUUACGAAGAACUUAUUUACGCUUUAUGCAAACAUAAAAAGUAUGAAAAAAUCGUGCCUCUAGUCAACGAUAUGCUUGGUGUGGGCCGACCCCUUUCAUCAUUCAUUGGUAACAAUUUGCUUUUAUGUUCAAUAAAGGAUCCAGAGUUAUAUGAGACAUGGGUUGACUCGAGCCCCCCGUUUGACUCACCUGAGUCGGCUGAGUCAUCUCCGAUUUGGAGACUUGGGGAGCUUAUUGGUUUGUUUUCCGAGCGUUUUAGAGAAGACUUGGAUCCCGAUGACUUGGAACAAGUAGUGAGAAACUGUUUUUCACUUGAUGUAUACUCUUAUAAUAUGAUCUUAAGGAAACUAUGUAUUAAACAAGUGGAUGACGCUUCUAAGUUGUUUCAAAAGAUAUGGCAAAAGGGGUAUGAACCGAAUCAGUGGACGUAUGAAACUAUGGUGCAUGGAUUUUAUAGAAAUGGUCGGAAAACCGAUUCUGAAAUUUGGGUCGAGGAGAUGUUACGUAGAGGGUAUCAACCAAGCGAGUCUACAAAGUUGUUGCUUUAAAGACGAGCAUAAUUGCAGAAACGGAUAAAAGUUACUUGGGGACCAAAAAUUGUUAUCUAUAUGCACGCGCUUUUCAAAGACAAACGGGUACCUGAAACCUGAGUAACACCAAUGCGAGAAGAGAAUUCGAUUAGGAAUUUAAUAGUUUGACAAAAGGUCAACUGGCGUCAUUGAUACAUGAGCAUGUAAACCUUAAAUUACACCAUAUUUUUGUGUUUUCAAAGAUCUAAAUUCUUCAUAUCGGAACAUGGGUUGACUAUAAUGAAAAGUCAACUGUGAUUUUUUUGGUUCAGUCUACUUACAUUAUGUUUUACUGACGCCUGUGUAAUCAUUUCCAGAGGAUAUUUGUUUUAAGAUUGCUUAAUAAAAUUGUAUCUACCUA